Molecule: messenger RNA, 2100 nt
Organism: Grammomys surdaster
Lineage: Eukaryota; Metazoa; Chordata; Mammalia; Rodentia; Muridae
Gene: Cdc26
Product: cell division cycle 26
Exons: 3
Coding region: 213-470 (85 amino acids)
Biological process (GO): anaphase-promoting complex-dependent catabolic process; protein K11-linked ubiquitination; regulation of mitotic cell cycle
Cellular component (GO): anaphase-promoting complex
Source: RefSeq, a predicted model, not a curated record
AAAGAGGCCCAGAGUAGCCUGGGAAGUGUAGUUCGGUCUGCGCAGCAAUGGCGUCAUGGUGGGAGUUGAGGUUCUGGGAAGCUGCAGAGGCCUGAAAAGAGAUUCAUCUGUUUGCAGCUGAGACUUAGCACCCGCAGCUUUUCCUCUCCUGCCAUUUUAACAGCCUAUAGCUCGCUGGGCCUGGCUCCUCUCAAGUCCUGGUUGACUUCAAUAUGCUGCGACGAAAACCGACCCGCCUGGAGCUCAAGCUCGACGACAUUGAGGAGUUUGAGAGUAUUCGAAAGGACCUGGAGGCCCGUAAGAAACAGAAGGAAGAUGUGGAGGGUGUAGGAACCAGUGAUGGAGAAGGAGCUGCUGGGCUCAGCAGUGACCCCAAGAGCCGGGAACAAAUGAUUAAUGAUAGAAUUGGUUAUAAACCCCAACUCAAGACCAACAACCGCACAUCUCAGUUUGGAAACUUUGAAUUUUAGAGAUGGAUUCUCUUGCAUGCCAGACCCCUGGGACAGAAUACAAUGAUGACAGAAGUACAAACCAGAUUUAGAAAAUUAAGUGUGUGCAACCAAGCAGAAUGUUUUCAGUCUCCUGCAGGGAGAGAUAACUUCUGUGUGAAAUUAUUGCUGUCCAACCUUUCUGAUAGGAAGCCAAAUUCUGGCUUGUUCCUAGAGAAUUGGACUGCAGAAAGCUCACCUGAUUUUUGUUUUUAAAAAUAAAUAUAUUUUUGGAAAAAAUGUGAGACGUCCUUAAAGGUAGUAACACUGCUAAUCUCCAGCUCUGACAGGUAACUGCUACAAAUCAUUCUCCUUGUCUUUACAAAAAGACCCCAGACCCUGAACACUUGCAUUUGAUCCCCUGGACUUUGACUUGUUUAUUCAGUAUCUGGUGACUGCUGACCAUCCUGCAAGCAACAGAGAUCCCAGAUGACUGCACUCAGGCUGCAAUCCAGCAUCUGGGAGGCUGAAGUAGGAAUCUUAAAGAGUUGGAGGCUAGUCUGGGCUACAGAGCAAAACCCUGUCUCAAAAAUGUCAAAAAAAAAAAAAAAAAAAAAAACAAACGAAACCAAGACAAAGAUCUCUGUUCUCAUGGAGACUAGAUUCUAAUGAUCAGAUUGUCAGAAUCAAAUCCACUUACAGAAAGGUUUUACACAAGUGGGGGAGUCACGAGCCGCUCUAAUAGUGAGAGAAAGAGAGAGACUCUAUUCUUCACUUGGAACUUCACUUGCACAGGACCCAUCUGAGCGCUACUCUGGAUACUUUUGCACCAUGCCCUAUUGUUACCAAAAAAUUCAGGGACAGAACCACCAGCUGUGGAAGCCAGAACAUCUGGAAUUAAGUUUCAAAGAAACUCCUUAGCUGGGAUUUACCCAUGAUUUUGGAUAGUUCCUGAGUGAUGUGAAUGGGAAGGUAGAGACAGAGGGGAUGUAUACGUCCCUCUUCCUGCUCCAAGCUUUUCUACAAAACCUUUAUUCUAGUUUUAUUGAUGACCCCUAAGUCAUGUUAUCUUCCUGUCUUAGAGAACAAUAAAACCCCCAAGACACAGGCUGUACAUAGACUCUUAUUAUUGCAGCCUGCAAAGGCAUUACAGGGGGCAAAGAAAAGGAAGAAAAGGACCUGCCUGCUUACUGCAACUCCCCAGUAGGAUUUCUCACAGUUGUUUUUAUGCCUCCUGCAUGGCUUGCCUUUUAUACUUAUAGCUGUCCUGCAGAGGGCUGUGUUAGAGUGCUGAGUGAUUCGUGCAGAUUCUCUUAGUUCCUGAGGGCACGCCAUUCUGAAUUUGCAGAAGUGAACCAGAGCGCAGCCAUGAAGUGGUAGGUACUGGGCAGUCUGCUUUCCAAGCCCAGGCUUCCAAAAAAGCAAUAGCCUCAACUACAUUGCUUUCUUAGUGUUCUGAGCUGAGUCUUCAAGAAAGCAGUGUGUCAUGGAGAGAGAAUUUUCUAUUUUUCAGUUUCCAAGAAUUUCUGUGCUCUCUUAUUAACAGAAUAAGUAGACCAGGACUUAUUGUAAUUGCUAAUCUUUUCUGGGCAUACUUAAAUUAUAUGGAUAAACUCUGUGUUCCUUAGGAUCUGUUUGUUUCUGGAUUACCAACACUGACCUUCUGACCUUA